AGCACCUUGCGCCACCUGAUAGCUAACCAAGUUCAAGCGGCAUCGCGGUUUUGUGGUGACAUGAUUUUCAUGAUUUUCCACUAUUUGUUGGCACCGUCUGUCAGUUGGAAUCGCAACGUUCAGCAUGCCUCAUCUACUGCGUCAAAAUCUGCUUUUGCCCGCAUCACCCACUGUCACCCUCUACGAUCCACGUACACACCUACGUCACCUGCCACCUGCCUACAACACCGCCCAGACACCUUACAGCCGGGACAAGGAUUUUGCGCCACAAUUGCGCUAUCAUCUGGAGUUACCCCGCAAAUCCAAGCUGCGACCCUGCAAAAUCAUCUUCGUGGGUGACUGUGCCGUGGGUAAAACGGCCAUAGUGAAUCGCUUUUGCUAUGACAAGUUCCAAUCCAACUAUAAAGCCACCAUUGGCGUAGACUUUGAGCUGGAAAACUUUAACAUACUCGGACACAAUUUUAGCCUAGAGAUGUGGGACACGGCGGGUCAGGAGCGUUUUAAGUGUAUAGCGGGAGCCUAUUAUCGCAAUGCAAAUGUCAUUGUUGCCACUUAUGACAUGUCUAAGCGGGAGAGCCUCAACUCUGCCAAGAGAUGGCUAGCUAAUGCCCUCAACUACAACACGGGACAGCAGCCGCUGAUAUUUUUGGUGGGCACAAAAUCUGAUCUGCUGACAAAGGAAGAGUUCAUGAGCAUGGAACGUGUAGCGGGAGGGGCAGCCAGCGAGUUGCAAGCCGAAUAUUGGUCUGUUUCAGCACGUUCUGGAUACAAAAUCACAGAGUUCUUUCAACGUUUGGCUGCGCUUGCUUUCCAAACAAACGUGCUACAACAAUUGAAAGCUUUAAACGCAACAACAACGCAACAACCAGUGCAAGCAACAGACAAAUCUCAAACAUUUGAUUUACGCAGGUACUUUAGCGGCGCCUCUCGCAAACAAAAAAGUGGUUGUGCUUGUUGAUUGUGCUAAAGUUUACAUAUUAUUCUUAUUUUUAAUUAACUCCAUAUUCAAUUGUAUUAUCUGCGCUCCAUUAAAACACAUAUUUUAAAAAUAAAUCGAAACAGUGCUGCCAAAUUGUAUUAUGCUUAGCGUUGCCAUAUCUACCACACUAAGAAGUCUACAAACUAAAAUUUGAAUAAAAUCUGGUUUAAUUUUGAAAAGUCCGCGAAUUAUCUCAAGUUAUUAGAUGGAAUAUUUUUAAAUAAUAAGAAUAUGUAGCUUUUCAUUUUCUAUAUAAUUCCUAUAAUAUAAUUUAUAUCGCAGCAGCACAUGAUUAUUUUUUCACCUAGUUAAAAUUUUAUAUUUAUAGAAACACAAAAAAAGCAAAGCUUACAUAUUUUUAUGUUUACUAAAUAUAUGUAUGUACAUAUAAUUGUAAUAUUUAAAAAACAGUGUUGUCACAUUUAUUACUCAGCGUUGCCACCAUUACAAAUUGACACAUUAUUGCCACUGCGCGCUGAAUGGUGUUGCCAUUAACACAAAAAUCUGGCAGCGCUGCUGUCAAAAUCUGCUUCCGCUCAUCUGACAAUGCCCAUUAUUUCUCCUUUUCAUUUCUUUUUCUCGUAGAAAUGCCACCUAAAAAGCCAACCGAGAAAUCCGCGAAGCCAGCUGGCGAUAAGAAGCCAGAGCAGAAGAAGGCUGCCGCGGCAGCCCCAGCUGCUGCCAAGAAGGAGGCACCAGCUGCAGCUAAGCCUGCAGCUGCUCCCGCCAAGAAG
This is a messenger RNA of Drosophila sulfurigaster albostrigata, 1713 nucleotides long. It is a transcript of the gene RabX5, whose product is annotated as ras-related protein Rab-34. Gene Ontology annotation, molecular function: GTPase activity; GTP binding. The coding region runs from base 125 to 958 and encodes 277 amino acids. The record is from RefSeq and is a predicted model, not a curated record. Lineage: Eukaryota; Metazoa; Arthropoda; Insecta; Diptera; Drosophilidae. The transcript is spliced from 7 exons.